AUGGAUUUCAGGACCACCUGUGAAGAGACAAAGACAGGGAUUUGUUUGCUGCAGGAUGGUAACCAGGAGCCUUUCAAAGUGCGACUGCACUUAGCCAAAGAUAUUUUGAUGAUCCAGGAGCAGGAUGUGAUCUGUGUGUCUGGAAAGAACAGUAACAAUUAGAAGACAAACUGUAGGAGGAUUUGGAUUAAGUAUAAAGGGUGGAGCAGAACAUAAUAUUCCAGUGGUCGUUUCUAAGAUUUCCAAAGAACAAAGAGCGGAACUUUCAGGUUUGCUCUUUAUAGGAGAUGCAAUUCUACAGAUUAAUGGAAUUAAUGUGAGAAAAUGCAGGCAUGAAGAAGUGUUUGUUCGGUGGAGGAGGAAGAGGAAAGGAGAAUGGACUCUAUAUAUUUUUCAAUAGUAUCCAGUGUUGGACUGUUCCAGCCAGAUACAUGGAGGUUUCCAGAUGGCCCACCCCAUACUUCUCAACCACUAGUAUGGUUCAGGUCCUUCGCAACGCAGGGGAAGAAGUGACCCUAACUGUGUCCUUUCUGAAAAGAGCACCUGCUUUUCUCAAACUGCCACUGAAUGAAGAUUGUGCAUGUGCCCCCAGUGACCAAAGCAGUGGCACAUCCUCUCCCCUAUGUGACAGUGGUUUGCAUCUCAACUACCAUCCCAACAACACGGAUACAUUAUCAUGUUCCUCAUGGCCAGCAUCCCCAGGACUUAGGUGGGAAAAAAGGUGGUGUGAUCUCCGAUUAAUUCCACUUCUUCAUUCACGGUUUUCCCAGUACCUUCCAGGAUCAGAUUUGUGCAGGCAAAAUGCGUUCCAAGUAAUUGCUGUGGAUGGGGUUUGCAGUGGAAUAAUUCAGUGUCUCUCUGCUGAAGACUGUAUCGACUGGCUACAAGCAAUAGCAAGUAACAUUUCCAACCUCACAAAGCACAAUAUUAAAAAAAUCAACAGGAAUUUUCCCGUAAACCAGCAGAUAGUCUACAUGGGCUGGACAGAAGAACGGGAACAAGACUCCCUUCAAGAUCGAAUGUACACACCAAAGUUUCUAGCACUGAGGGGAUCUUCACUGUAUAAAUUUAUAGCACCUCCAGUCACAACCUGGGAUUGGACACGAGCUGAGAAAACAUUUUCAGUUUAUGAGAUAAUGUGCAAAAUUCUCAAGGACAGUGAUCUGCUGGACCGGCGGAAACAUUGCUUCAGUGUCCAGUCUGAAUCUGGAGAAGAUCUUUACUUUUCUGUGGAACUAGAGUCUGACCUAACGCUAUGGGAAAAAGCCUUCCAAACGGCAACUUUUUUAGAAGUUGAACGGAUACAGUGCAAGACGUAUGCCUGUGUUUUGGAGAGUCAUCUUAUGGGACUUACCAUCGACUUUAGCAUGGGCUUUGUCUGUUUUGAUGCUGCCACAAAGGCUGUACUUUGGAGGUACAAGUUUUCCCAGCUGAAAGGUUCUUCAGAUGAUGGGAAGAGCAAAAUCAAAUUUUUGUUCCAGAACCAAGAUACUAAACAAAUUGAAGCAAAGGAGCUGGAGUUUUCCAACCUGUUUGCUGUCCUUCACUGUAUCCACUCAUUCUUUGCAGCCAAAGUGGCUUGUUUGGACCCUUUGUAUGUAGGCAGUCAAGCCACAACUUCUGCUGCUCCCACAACUUCUGGUACUGGCAAAUUAAAGUAUACUACUUGACAUCCCACAUUACGGCACUGCCACUUGACAACAAGACAUAACGAUGUAUAAAUAUUCAUAAGAUGUACACCUUUGGUGAACCAUGUACAUGGAAACCAAUCCUGGAGGCAAGACAUCUUGCAGCAUCAGCAGAUAAAUGGUCACAUGGGAUCAUAAAUUCAUCUCUGUUCUGCAAGACAUCAGUAAAUAAACCUAGUCAAAACCCCAGAAUAGGAUGGAUAUGCUUUUAGUAUGAUCUAUUUGUACUUACAUAGUGCUCUAAGCAACACUGGAAGCAAAGGAAUAAAUGACAAAAUGAAGCACUUCAGUAUUUAAUAAAAUUUUCAAGUUGCUGUAAUAAUACACAAAUAGAAUUGUCAUUUUCCUGUUUUCAGAUGUUUUUUAUGACAAUAUACUAAACUCUGAGUAUGAAUUUAAUACCCUCUCAUUAUAUUAUAAAUGACAUAAGAGCAAGCAACAAGCAUAUAAUGGUGACAAGGAGAUAAGCAUGAAAAGGCAUUUGUGUAAGUAUCUCCUCAAAUAAGAAAGCACUUUAAGCACUGUUGUAAAUCCAUAUUGUGUCCAUACAUGGCGUCAUGCUUCUUUUUCUAUUUUUUUUUCUUUCAGUCUAACAACAACAAAUAUAUAGCCAUAUUAAACUGAUACAUUAAAAAAGAGCCACAAAAGCAAAACACCUUUCCAUGACUAAGUCCCUUUUCUUUGAGUAAAAAGAAUCUGAUAUGAAUUUAAUUUUACUUACAAAUUAAGUGCAAGUGUGUAAAUUAUCACAUCUGCUAUUUACUUCCUUCCUUUUUUUGUCAAAAAUUAAAUUCUGUAAAUCUAAUAGUCUUUAUUCGCAAGACAGCUGUUGAAUUUGUUUAAGAGACAAUCCACUUAAUACCUUGUUUCCGUGUUUAACCUAGAUUUCACAUUAUAAGUAGGAACUCUGUUCCACUCAGGCUCUCAACAAAACAGACAUUCUACAUUAUGUUUGAAAAAUGAAUCCACCCUUUGAAUUCUUAAUAAUUUCUUUUUCAUAUAUAUUGUUAGUAAAAGACAGGAAUAAAUUAAAUAACCUGUAAAGAAUAGAUGACAGAAUGCAUAAUGUCUUUGUAUGUUAAAAAUAUUACAUCACUCUGGACCACAUACUAGUUCCAGAGUACCAUUUAAUGAUGAAAUCUGAGGGAGUUGUAAAUUUAAAAUAAGUUUAUUUAAAUAUCAUUUUGCAAAAUAAUUUAGCUUUGUGCUAUUACGUACAUGAAUGAAGAUGGGAAAAUGGUGGGAGCAUGUGUGUGUUAUAGCUGAAAAAACAGAAGAAGAGAGGGGUUUUUUUGUUAGAAUAAGAGAACCUAAAAAACUGCAGGAAGAACAGAUAGUGCAGCUACAGUGUGUGCAUAACAUUUUAAAUAGUACUUUGUGGGGUUUCUGUUUAUUAUAUUAGAAUCAAAACUUCAUUUUUUUCUCUUUUUUCCAAUUACACUUUUUAUAUAAGCACAUAGCACGAAAGGGUUAUGGACACUAUCUGCCUUGUUUAGCAGAAAGACUAAUUUUGUCAUAUCCUUGUCUACAUAUUAAAGUAAUGAAAACUUUAAAAAACUGAGCUGGAGGAAAGCUUUUUAAAAUGGGAACAAUUGAAAAUGCAAGGCAGGUACAAAAGACGAAUGAACUCCCAGAGAAAAUCAUGUCUCUGUUUAUUUGCUUUGCAUUAGAAGUAUCUGGAUUUAUGUGUAUGAGAGUAUCCUUGCCUUGAAGUAUGGCUGAUCGCACUUGAUACUAGUUCCAAAUAAUCUGAAAAUAUAUUUUCUGGGGACUCUUAUCACUUUCAAAUGACUUUCAAUACGUGCUUACUUCUUAUUAGUACACCUCAAAGGGUUACACAUUUAUCUUCCAUGCUAAAUAGAAUGGAAUUAUGUUGUAAUACAGCUAUUAAAUGCUUUCAGUGUCAUCAAAAUCCACCAUUUUCAUAGUCGCCAUCAUGUGUUUGUUUAUAUGAAUCAUCCCUAAAUAAAGGGGUCACAUCCUGUUCUCUGAACGACACAUAAAACUGUCAUGGCUGUCCAUGGGAUCUGGAGUUUGUUCCCGAGAGAGUACAAACCCCAAGAUAUUUUGAAUCCAAAGCUACAGCAAUCUAAGGGGUUUAGCAAUGCCAACUGUCCUUGUCGAGAAAGCAUACGCUGGAAACAAAUUUUGACAGAACACUGACAAUGCUGAAAACAGGAGCCUGAGAUCUGUUAAUGAGGGUUCUCCUCCUCCGUGAAACUGCUCCUGAAUCACCUCCUUUCUUCUCCUGUGUGGCUGUGGCACUCAGCUCUUACGGUGCUGGUGUGUGCGAGCACCUCAGUGACUGCUCUGCCGCUAAUAGCAGCCCCUAAAACUCCCCAGCUGCCAGUUGAAUGGUUUUCCUUCAACCAUUCAUCCUUUGUUGCAGAGUUGCACCACUGAAACUGAGAGUUGUUUCAGGGAUGUGGUUUAAUCUGCCUAAAUGAACAUAACAUUUACCCAAACCAGCAGAAAGUAUGUCACUGCACAUUGCUGUUGAUUAAGGGACUCCAUGGUAUGAAAGCCUCCCAAAAAAACUUGUGCAGAACUGAGGUAAUGACAUGAACUUUUGGGACUCCGCCAGGGUAUCCUAGAGAUCUCUGUCACAUAUUCUGAUUGUAGAACUGCUGUGUUCAUCAAGGAGACUUUUGUAACUGGACGUUAAAUGCUUAACAUUUAAGAGACAAACAUUGGCCUGUAAGUUUUUCUAACCCCCUGUAUUUCAGAGCUAAACUGGUGGGGCUUAAUCAAUACUUUUAUUUUCAAGAAGAUCAAAGUGAUGUUGUGAGAAUAUAAAAUGCCAUAGCCUUGACUGCAGGUCAGCGUUGGUUCGUAAAUGCAGCAGAUGUUUGUGCACUGAUCUCACAGAACAUUCAGAGGUGACUCUGUGUCCAGGCUUGCCCGUUUAGAGCAAGCUGGUCAGAAAUUCAGUCUUGAACCAAAGAGGGAAAAAUUUAAACUCUGUGUUGCAAUUAAUCCUGAAAUAGCAAAAUAUAAUUUAGAAAAUUAUUAGAUAGCUAUAUUUUUCAUUUAGAUACCUACAGGAGAUUCCUGUGUUUAAAGCAUAAUGAACUUCAUAGGCAUGUGUCAAACCCCAGGCUUUAUGUUGCAACUUCUCAUUUCACAUGUGACAAAUAAUGAGUUAAAGUAUUUUGUAAGUCAAUGCAGCCCAGUGAUAAUGAAAGAAGAAAAUUAUAAUGAGCUGUCAGCUUUUGCUAAAAAUCGGUAUGCAAGUGAAAGCAAAUAUUUUAACAAAAAAGAAAACCAAGCAACCCAUAGCAUAAAAUAUAAUUUGUUCACUUUGUUAUGAUAUUCUUAAAUAAGUUUAAUAAAAAAAAAUCUUUAUAGUACUGUGCCUAUUGAAGUGGUGUUAUAUAGUAUACCAAAAAUAUGUAGUCUUAAGUAUAAUUAAAUACAUUUGGGUUGAUUUGCUUUGCUUCAUAUGGAAAUUUUAGAUGAUCUGACCUUCACAGAACAAACCAUAUGCUAGGUUGUAGUGUUACCAUAAUUUUAUUAUGAAAGUGUUACAGAUUUGAAUACUUGCUAUUCUGGAUAUCAUCAGUGAAUGAAACUUCCUACAUCUGUUUAAAAAUACAAUUCCAGAUUUUCAAAAGAGCUUUGCAUUCCCGCAGCAUGAAUGCACCUUUGAAAUAAAAAUCAGGAUAUUUUUAAAUGUUGGCCAUUUUAUUUUGUUAAUUAAGUGCAGGAAGAAGUUUGUGGAGACAAACUAGUUGUAAGUGGGUUAUUUUUGAAAACCAGUGAUUUGAAAUUUUGGCCAUUCAAAAUAGAAUUCAUAAGACUAUAAAAAAAAUAAUAUACAGUAUCAAUAUGCUUUGAGAUAAUAAUAAUGAAAAAUAAUCUUUUCCACAUUAGAUCUUGAUUCCACAAAAAUAUAUUUAUGUACUUUGUGCGCUUAGACUUUAUCAAAACACCAAAGUGGGUAGUUAAACACUGGAACAGGUAGGUAGGCCUAUUAUUUUAAACGUGAUUUGGUUUUUCAAUGCCUUAAGGUGUUUCUUACCUAAAACAAAAUACUAAAAAGUCUGAAGAUCUUAUGAAUGUACAGUUGCUGCCCUUAGAAUUCAGCAGCUUUGCUACAUAUCAUCGUCUAGUACCCUGGAAUAUUCCCUAUGCCAAAAAGAAAGAUUCACUUCCUUACAGGGUCUGGUCUCUGAAGAAGUGUAGUAACUAGGAAAAAAAAAAAAAAAAAGUUUAAGCUGUUUUUAAAAUAUUAAACUUUGAGCAAUCAUGAGUUCAAACUUUGGGCUUGCACCUCUGACCAGUGCUGCAUGAUGGCAAACAUGGGAGACACUCACUCAACCUUCCUAAAUUUAAGUUCCUGCCUUAGAUGCCUAAGGUAGGGUGUCAGAUGGGAAAGAUGCCUAAGGUAGGGUGUCAGAUGGGAAAUACAAGGUGGGAAGGUAGUUAGGGCCUCUGGCAGGUGCAUGAAUGUGCAUGUGUCUCUCUUUCUAAGGAGGUAGAAGUGAAUAUACAUUAGGGUUUUCAUUUGAAAGGGAAUGUGCUUCUGAAGCGCCACUCACUGUGCUAUUCUUCAUAUCUCAGAUCUAUAUUUAAGUGCAUGAACUGGGUUUUUUAGGGUGAAACUAGGUGAGCAUCACACCUAUAUAAAUUCUAGGUCCUGAUGGGCUUUCAGACCAUGCAGCCCAGCUGAAGUGAGUCCAAAGAAACAAACCCUCUAAGAUGCUAACACAGCUGCCAGUUCCUGGUGCCAGCUGUUCCUGUCUCUGCAGCAGCUGCUGCUUGUGCACCAUGGGUUCUUGAAGGACCCUAGAAAGCUGAGCUUCACAGGACAGCCCUCCAGAGCUUAGUGCCUGAAGGGGGAUGCUGCAUUGUGGUAAGGGGCUGAAUGGAAGGCUCAUGGGUGCCCAGGGCAGGUUAUUCUGCAUCACCUUUUUCCCUCGCCACACAGGGAUAGUACUGGCCACAAGCUGGCUACCCUGUACUGGUCAGCUCUCUCCCUGCUGUGUCUUUCUCCCCAUCUACCACAGAUAGUCACCUGAAUAUUUGCUCUGAGGUCCCCAGGCGUAUGUCCCUGUCCCCUCACCCUCUAUGCUCAGACAGAAGGCAAAGGUGUACUCUCAGCUACAUAAUGGAGCCUCUAAACCUCUUCUACAGUCAGAGGACAUUAUUAAGGAUUAUGGCAAGGGCAUCCAUGUAUCAGUAAGAGUGCUUGAGUGCAUGAUUAACAUUCAGGUUAAAACAAAUAAAGUCAUAUCUGAGCUUGAGUGCUUUCCUGACAUGGAGGGUUCUUAAGUGCAAUUUUAGUAUUUUCCUGGAGUAAGGUCUGUAAAUGUCAACACAUUUCUACUUGCUUGACUCCAUUUUCAGGUUUUCAGGAAGUUUCGCAGAGAUAGUGGUUCAUACGCUGUUGGAAUCAUAGAGAAAAGCAUGGGAAUACAGGAAUAAAAAGAAAUUUCUGUUUGAAUUCUGUACAUUAUUACCGUACAUUACAUAAUUUAUUAAAAUACAUUGAACAAUGUAAACCUAAAUGCUUUCAUUUAUAUAACUUAGUCAGUUUUCACUAUGGUAUACAUGCCUUCUACUUUCAACAACUUUCUCCGCAAGAAUCCCAACUGUAUAUUAUAGAAAUUCUUUUAUUAUUCAGUAUAUACUAAUAUAUAAUGCAUAGUGUGUGUGUGUGUGUGUGCGUGUAUAUAUAUUAGUAUAUACUAAUGGAAGAUAUUCAAUAUAUAUUAAUGAAAGUGACAUAUUAGGCACAACUAUAAAACAGAGCAUAAAUCCAUGAAGCUUUACAUUUAAAAACUUAAUCUUAUAAUAUUAUAAAGAAAAAUAUGUAUAUUAGUUGAAGAAAUCGCUAUUUUUGCAGGAUAUGCACAAUCUGGAUAUACAAUAAUAAAUUGAUAAACAUUAACCGAUUUACUAUUUCAUACCUCCAGGAACUUUGAUUUUUUUAAUUAUUCUUAUCCCUUUAGCAUAUUUGCAAUAUGUGUCAUAAGUUUUAAUUUGUUAUGGAUAAAAAUGACUGAAAAAAUGUAAUAGAAAGUGCUAUAUAUUUUAUAAAUAUUAAAAAUUUAAGAAAAAUAUUCAAGUUAUUUAUUUUAUUUUUAGUUAUGGUUUUGUGGUUGUUUGUAAUAUGUAUUUGUGACAAACAUUAGUCACCUAGUUGUUUAAGCUCAUUAAUGUACCACUAAUAAAAUGCUAUCUUCUGUUUUGUUUUUGUUAUGUUUUUGUUUUGUUUCUUUUUGUAAUGGAACAUAACAGAAAAAAAUAGAAAAUAAAUACUUUUUUAACUAACCUCUUGCAUUCAGUCA
Calidris pugnax (ruff) is the source of this 7981-nucleotide messenger RNA. RefSeq names its product syntrophin, gamma 1 (gene SNTG1). Gene Ontology annotation, cellular component: intracellular anatomical structure; dystrophin-associated glycoprotein complex. Gene Ontology annotation, molecular function: structural molecule activity; protein binding. The record is from RefSeq and is a predicted model, not a curated record. Lineage: Eukaryota; Metazoa; Chordata; Aves; Charadriiformes; Scolopacidae. Bases 333 to 1670 code for a protein of 445 amino acids. The transcript is spliced from 18 exons.